Molecule: messenger RNA, 449 nt
Organism: Lasiosphaeria miniovina
Lineage: Eukaryota; Fungi; Ascomycota; Sordariomycetes; Sordariales; Lasiosphaeriaceae
Exons: 1
Source: RefSeq, a predicted model, not a curated record
UCAUGCUCUGGCCUCCUAGCAGUGGCAAGAGAGGGACAGUGGAGACUGACCGGAGAGAGACAACACGAAUCGACCAAAGCCGCACGCCCGGGAACGCAGGGGAGAAAACAGCUGCGCGUAAGCGGCACAGUGAGGCGGUGCAGCCUCGGGAGCCUCGCCGCGAUUGGUGAGUCGAGGCCGACAACCAAGCUCGACAAGACCGUUUUAAGGCCGUGGGGUGUGCUGCCUUGCAGGAUUGGAGACUUUAGGGGGCGUAUGUACGGUAACAGUGUAACCGUGCCUGGGCUUAGCGCGCCAGACAUGCGACGCUACUGGGUAGGAGCCUCGUCCCAUUCCCCACCCGUCCCGUUCUGUCUGGCGAUUUAUAAGAGCGAGGGGUUCCCUCGUGUCCUGUGUCAGACGGACUUUUUGUCUCUCUUGCUGGGGUUUCUGUUUGCCAUCAUAAUCUA